This is a messenger RNA of Nezara viridula (southern green stink bug), 2098 nucleotides long. The record is from the annotation of a GenBank genome assembly. NCBI's taxonomy places the organism in Eukaryota, Metazoa, Arthropoda, Insecta, Hemiptera, Pentatomidae.
AAAAUGUGCUCGAGCGUGAGGUGGUGGUGGUUACUUGGUUGAUAGUGAGUGUAGCUCGCCUCACUCCGUCUACGUUAUUAUUUUGGCCCUUCAGCCUUCUUUUAAGCGGUUUUUCUGCCCAUGUCUUCAUUAAAAUUCACCCUGAAAGGGAAAAGUAAUUUUAUUGUUUCAUUAUGUUUACAUGAUGCUUCUAAUUAAUACAUUAAAUAAAUGCUUCCCACAGUUUCUAUUCAAAAUAUAUUUUUAUACUUGGUGUUUUAUUUUAAUUGUGAAAGUUUGUAAUCAAAAGAAUGUGAUGUGUAUGAUAAAUACAACCUACAGAAGUCACACACCAAACAGUGGAUUAUGUGAAAACAACUCCAUGUCAUGUAGUCAUCAGUUGAGGAGCGAAAACUCGAAUGUGACUAAUGACACUUGUUAUAUGAUAUUCCACCAAAAACUAUCCCCAGUAUGUGAGAGUAACAGCAUCCUCGAAGGGAAAAUCGAUGAGAAGGAGGAAUAUGGCAAAAUGAUGCUGCAAACGUAUGUACAUCGGGAGAAAAAUUUCAACUCAGGUCCAGCCUUCAAUGUUUCAUUCUACGAUAUUAAGUGGAAGAAGAUCUACAUGAGAUUCAUCGAAAACCAGGUGAUAAACCCAUCUCUAUGCCGUGGGUUUCAAGUAAUUCCAGAAAUUUCUUCUUCAUUCACUUUAUACUUUGACUGCCUGUGGAGUACUGAAAUAGAGCAAAAGGCUUACCACUUUGAAUAUCAAGCUUUUACACCUUCCGGAGAGUCUUUCACUUAUAAAUAUCUUUUUCUUGUUCCUAAUGGUGAACAAAUUGACUACAAAACUCCUUUGGAAAAUUGGACCAUCUUCAUGGUUGUGGAUGUUUCUGCUGUGCCUGAGAAAUUAGUUUUGAAGCUUCAGGUCGCUCCUAAGCGUUUAGGUAUAAGAGGUUAUAAAGUCCAAGUUUGUAAAACAUUGAAAGAAAAUCCAUGGAUCGUGAAGACUGAAAAAGAACUUUAUCCGGAACCUGGUCAAAUUGAGUUAACGUACACUUUUGAAACUGGUUCUCGGUUUGGGAAGUAUAUGUUUACAGCAACUCCAAUCCAUGACAACUGCACGUCCAAGAAUCGUUGCAUUGUUUCAAAAACACCAUCUAUUCUAAUAGUAGAAAUGGUUGAGCCUAAAUUUCUGACUGGAGUAGUCAUUGUUGUCAUCCUUGUACCUAUUAUCCUCAUGGGGUACUUCAUUUGGAAGAAAAACUGUGAUACUACAAAAGAACCAAGGAGCUUGGGCUACAUUAUGGCACGAUUUUCUGGAGGUGUUUUUAUGGACCCUCAUUUAAGAUCAGCAACGCCACCAGGACCACCUAGACUUCUCCUUAUGUACAGUUCCGCAUCAGUACAGCAUGUUAAAGCUAUGAUUGAAAUAGCUAAAUACCUGAAAGUUUGUGGGGUCAAUGCGAUGAUUGAUGAGUUGGGGAUUCCCGAAUCCAGCCAUAAGGAUCCAUUAAAAUGGUAUAUUGAAGCCUUCAAUGAGGCAGAUUAUGUGGCUAUUUUCGCUUCCCCGGACACAACAGCUGCUGAGAAGGAAGAAGCAAGGAGAUAUUCUAGAUACCAGCACAAGGAACAAAUAGCUCAGAACCAGUUAUCACAUAGGCUUAUUUCCACGGAGACAAAGUGCAAGUUUUUUUCAGUUGCCAUCCCUGGAACUAAUUACGAUACUCUACCUGCGGAAGCUGUCGCUCUGAAGAGGUACCUGUUUCCACGAGACUUGGACCCCGUGCUAGUGUUAGUGGGCUCUGCUUGCCAGUGUGACCAUGGUGCUGGGUUCCUCAGCGCCUUGGAACGUGCCGCCAAAGUGGAAGAAGUGGAGCCGCCCUUGCCACCACCGAUCCACCCCCCACCUAAAGCUGUGCCUCCACCCCACACCGAAGAGGAAGACGAUGGCAGAGCUGUAUCACCCUGCUGCAACACUCAUUCGGCCAGCGAGCUCGAUCUAGUCUCUUCAAAGCAAUAUCAGUCAGACACAGACGAUUCUGAUCAGAGUAUGGAUCAUUUCAGUUUUCUCGGACAAAUCUUCAAAUCUCGCAGGGGGUGUUCUAGUCUAGGUUGA